CACAUCGUAAAGUUGCAUCAUUUUGUGCAUCAUUCAGAUGAAAAUAAAUAAAUAUUUUAUGAUCGUUUUAUCAUUCUACAAUCUAAAUAUUUCAUAUCCUCAAAGUUUGUUCUAAAUAUGGAAGGUGUUGUUUUCAAAAAAUCAUUCAAACGAAACAUACGAAAAAGAAAAAUAAGCGGGAGUGAUGCAUCAAGUAGUGAAGAUGAAACUAGAGUUUUACAAAAAGAAAAAAAGUCCAAUUUUAGUAAUCCCAUGAUUCAAAGUACAAACAAAAGCAAAAAGAAAACUCGGGACAUUGUGGUAGACGACAACGAUGAUGAACCUGCUUUGGUAGCGUAUAAAUCCGACAAGACAAGUGCUCGAGUUGGCCCAUCAGAUAUGGGUGCUACAUCAUAUAAUCAAGUUGAGACUGAGAAAGACAGAGAUGCUCAAGCAAUAUUCGAGAAAGCACAAAAAAUUAAUGACGAGCUCAAAGACAAAGCUGAUGAUAAAGUAUAUAGAGGUAUUAACAAUUAUGCUCAAUAUAGCAAAAUAAAAGAUACUGCACAGGGUAAUGCAUCUAGUGGUAUGGUCAGAAAAGGACCCAUACGAGCACCUGAUAAUAUCAGAUCUACAGUUAGAUGGGAUUACCAACCUGACAUUUGUAAAGAUUAUAAAGAAACUGGUUUUUGUGGCUUUGGUGACAGUUGUAAGUUUUUGCAUGACCGUUCAGAUCAUAAACAUGGUUGGCAACUAGAAUUAGAAAUGGCAAACAAUACCUAUGGGGCUGAAGAUGAUACAAAAUAUGAAAUAAGUUCUGAUGAAGAUGAUUUGCCUUUCAAGUGUUUCAUUUGUCGCAGUUCUUUUGUUGAACCUGUUGUAACUAAAUGCCAACAUUACUUUUGUGAGAAGUGCGCUCUAGAGCAGUACAAAAAAAGUUCCAGAUGUUAUGUUUGUGGUACGCAAACUUCUGGUUUUUUCAAACCAGCUAAAGAAUUGAAAGCUAAAUUAGCAGCUAGGGAGGCAAAAGAUUCUCCUGAAAAUAGUGACUGAUUAUUGUUUUUUAUUUUAUUUUAAAUUUUAUUAGUAGUUGUAGUACUUUGUUUCGUGAGCCAUUAAACAGAUUACUAAUCAAGAUAUUUUCAUAUUAGCACCUGUUCAAGCCAACUACUUUCAAAAGCGUCGAAGGAUCUUUAGUUUUUAAAUUAAAAUUCUUUGAACUAUCUUCUUUUCUUUUUUUUAGUUUUUUGCAUCCAUUGUCUGGUUGUGACAAAGUUUGGCUGGAUUUAGUCUGGGGGGGGGUGUGCUCAGGACUGCUGAGGGUCCAACUAAAAUGUCUUAAAACUAUUUUGGAGUUUAUAAUUUAUUAAUUUUUAAAAAAAAAAAAACUUGCGGAGAAUUUUUAUGUCUAUAAUGUUAUGUUUAUUUUUGUGUUUUGAGGAAGGGGCCAGCUGUAGAUUUUGUUCUCGGGGUCCUUAAAACCUUUGUUCAGAAUUGAAUACUAAUUAAUAAAUUUCCCCCUCUAAGUUAUUAAUGAUGCUAGUGAGGCUUAAUUAACUGUAGUAAAUUGUACUAUUCAUAUUCUAAUAAUUGGUACCUAAUAAACAAAUAUAGGUACUGAGGUAAUAUUUUUCUGGGCUUCCUGAAACAGAGCAGUUGGUACUUUAUUAGCAUUUAUUUGUUGUAAUUUUUAUGUUCUAGAAAGCAUGUUCUUUACCAAAGUUAAAAGUUUACCUCAUACUGUGUUUAAAAACACAGAAAUGUUUUUUAUUUAUGGCUUGUAUCUUUUGUAAGAAUUAGUUAUAUAUUCUCCAUGUAUAUUGUUAUAAGAUACGUCUCACUGUCAAAGGUUGUACAAAACACUAUGCAUAAGUAUUUAAUUUAAAGUGUAUAGUUAAAAACAAAAAAAUAAAAAUAAUAAAUCUCAUUGUUUAAA
Parasteatoda tepidariorum (common house spider) is the source of this 1915-nucleotide messenger RNA. RefSeq names its product RING finger protein mdlc (gene mdlc). Gene Ontology annotation, cellular component: U2-type spliceosomal complex. Lineage: Eukaryota; Metazoa; Arthropoda; Arachnida; Araneae; Theridiidae. Gene Ontology annotation, biological process: snoRNA splicing. The record is from RefSeq and is a predicted model, not a curated record. Gene Ontology annotation, molecular function: metal ion binding.